CUUAUUUCCUGUUAGUUUAUGACAGAUGUUCUCUGCGGUAAUUUUGGUCUUGGUGGUAAAAAACAAGUUCUAUUAGAAGAGAAAAGUUACUCUCACUAUCACUCCAUCAUGUACUUAAACACUAUUGAUUAAUGUAAUUGAAAGGAACUGGAAACAAAAUGUGUUAAUGUGUACGUACUUUAUAGGAUUGGUGUACUAUUGCAUAUUGAUAGGUAAGAUUUGCAUGUGAAGUUAUGAUCAUAUUUAAUACCAUAAUCAGUGAACUACAUUUGUUUGUUUAGUUAGUGUUUAUCAUCUCAGGUUAUUUAGUGUUUGUUUGGCCAUUGGUUAGAGUAAUGCAGAUAUUAGUUAUGCUAGGUAUUAGUAAUACAAGAUUAUAUGGCGUCACUGUUUCUGGAUAAGUGAGAUUGAAAGGUGUGUUUUGUUCAUUAGUAUUAAUGGAGUAAGUUGUAAGUGUGUAAACCAUUAAAUGUGUAGAGUUGAGGUUUGCCAAUGUUUUCUCUCUCUGUUCGAAAAUGACAAGGAGAGGUUUAGAAACUAGCUGAAGGAAUUGGUCUGUAUUUAUUGUCUGGAUGGUUGUUUCUGAUGCUGAAUAUAGCCCUGAGAUGGAUUAUCAAAUUUGUGGUUUUACCGACUUUGUGCAGGAGGAUUCAAAAUUCAAGCAAGCCGUAAGAAUCAGGAAUCCCAGAAAGAGGCUGAAAAAGAUGUGGAUACCUGCCAAAAAUAAAGCAAAAUGUGCGGACUGGAUGAAAUCGAUGUACAAGGUCAAGAUUUUGAAGCACCUAUCGAAAAGAGUAAGGGUGAUAGGAUGCAAAAGAUAUAGUGACGACCCGGAACAGGUGCAAGAACCAGUUGAAAGGAAACAACAACUCUCUCUUGAAAGGGACAACUAAGUGGAGAGCAUUGCUAGCGGGUGCAAUUGGCAGGCCAUUAAUGCUUCUUGCUGGUAAUACGUAGCACAUAAACUUGGCAAUUUACAUUCUUAUGCCCGCGGCUGUGUUGGAAUCACGUUGUGGAAUAAAUAGUAAGCGGUUUGGGAGCAUAUGCAAGUCUUUAACUUAGGCUCAUGGAGACAUUUUCCUUAUGUGUGUAUCCCCUUCACAAAUCCUGUAACCAUUGUUUUUCUUCUUUUGUGAGGACCUAAUUUCAUGUAAAAACAUACCUUAAUACCCUUUUUCUUUAAUAUACUUCUUAUAUAUGCUUUAUACAUAUAA
Molecule: messenger RNA, 1214 nt
Organism: Lycium barbarum (goji berry)
Lineage: Eukaryota; Viridiplantae; Streptophyta; Magnoliopsida; Solanales; Solanaceae
Product: DNA-directed RNA polymerase II subunit RPB1-like
Exons: 2
Coding region: 573-893 (106 amino acids)
Source: RefSeq, a predicted model, not a curated record